GGAUGACAACUUCUCCAGCCGAAAUAAAGCAAGGUUUCAAAAGAGCUUUUGCUGCUCCAUGGCCAGAAAAUCUUCGUUAUCAGGAUGAUGGCCGACCUUUCUGGAAGCUUAUUGUUUCUGAAGCAACUGGUUGUAGUGACAAUACCUACUUUGAAGAAGUAUACGAGCACUAUGCAAGUGGUGAGGCAUGGCAUCUUCCAGCUGGAGCCUAUGACGCCAUAUUGAUUCUGAAACGUUCAGGAGUCAAACUGGCCGUUGUAUCCAACUUCGACACCCGGUUGAGGAAGAUAUUGAAAGAUCUGAAUGUGUUGGAUAUGUAAGCAUCAAUCCUUUCUUUUAUGUUUGCUCAUUGUCAAGAACACUUGGAUUUAAACUACCUUAUGUCGGUUGUCAAAUAUGGUCCUUGGUCUUGAAUUUCAGUAGGUAUAUACAUAAAGAACUAAAUGGUCUUAAGUUUGAGCCUUGAAACUGUGGGAAAUAGUUGUAUGAUUUAAACCCUUCAGAUUUACUAGGAAUUCUCAUCUGCAUGAACUGGCAAGGGCAAUGCCUGCUUGAAAUUUUUGAAGAUACAUUAUUUAGGGCAAUGCCUGCUUGAAAUUUUUGAAGAUACAUUAUUUAUCUCUUUACUUUUUGUGCUCU
Molecule: messenger RNA, 639 nt
Organism: Capsicum annuum
Lineage: Eukaryota; Viridiplantae; Streptophyta; Magnoliopsida; Solanales; Solanaceae
Product: haloacid dehalogenase-like hydrolase domain-containing protein 3
Source: RefSeq, a predicted model, not a curated record